UUGGCGGAAUUUGUGAUCUUGGUGGCUACGAAGUCGGUAAAUAACAACGAAAUAUGGAAACUGUGCUUGAACAGCAGCGUCGCAUCCAUGAAGAGCGGGAAAGACUAAUAAAUGAAUUGACAAAAGAAAUGCUUUAUAAUCCUACUACACAUAGAGAAAAAUUAAAUUCAGAGCUUCGUUUAAGACUUAUGUAUGAUAGAUACUUUGAUGUCACACAAGAACUCAGAGAUUUGUAUGAAGAUAAGGAUGGGCAAGUUUAUAUUCCGUUUAGUUCAUAUGGUUUUCUACAGUCUACGUAAGGCUGAUAUUCAAACACUUUCUGGUCCAAAUGAAUUUAAUGAGUUUUAUGAUAGAUUAAAACAGAUUAAAGAAUUUCAUCGUAAACAUCCUGGCGAGAUCUGUGUCCCAAUGUCUGCCGAGUUUGAAAAAUAUAAAGAAAUGAGAGAGAGACCAGAAGAAGCGAAUGCUGUUCUCAUUGAUUUCUCAGAUGAAGAAGGAUAUGGUCGUUAUCUAGAUUUACAUGAUGUAUAUAAAAAAUAUUUGAAUGUAAAAGGUGUUCCACGCAUAGAUUAUCUCACCUAUAUUUCCUUCUUUGAUCGACUAUAUGAUAUAUCUCGUGAUAAAAAAGGAAUAGCAUAUAAAGCCUACCUUGAAGAAUUACUAGGCUACCUUGAAAAUUUUGUAUCCCGUGCCAGACCUAUAGUGGAUUUAGAAGAAGAAACUAAAGAAGCACUUGCUAACUUUGAAACACAGUGGGCUCAAGGAACAUUUCCUGGUUGGGGUCGUGAAGCAGCAUCUGCAUUAGCUCAUGGUGGUGCUCAUUUGGAUUUAACCGCCUUUACAGCAUGGGAAGAACUUGCUUCACUUGGACUUGAUAGACUGAAGUCAGCGUUACUCGCGUUGGGUUUGAAAUGUGGUGGAACUUUAGAGGAAAGAGCUCGUCGUUUAUGGGCAACAAAAGGAAAAUCACUUGAAGAUUUACCUGCAGACCUGUUUGUUACAAAACAACGCUCAACUAAAGGUUUUGCCAAGACAGCUGCCUGGGGACAUAUACCUCCAGCGCUGUCGGAAAAGUUGAAAGAUAUUGCUACACUAGAGGCUAGAAUAUACAGACUCAGUGAACUAGUCAAAGAACAUCGUGAAGCCACCAUUGAGAACGUGCAACGUCGUCAAGCACGAAUAGGGUUCGAACGAGAUGAAGAUGAUACAGAUGCAGAUAAAGAUGCUACAGGUGCAGAAAACGGACAGAAUGAAGAUGAUGAUGAUAUUCCGUAUAAUCCGAAAAAUCUACCCCUUGGUUGGGAUGGGAAACCUAUUCCAUAUUGGUUGUACAAAUUGCAUGGAUUAAAUAUGUAUUAUAGUUGUGAAAUCUGUGGUAAUCAAACAUAUCGUGGUCCUAAAGCAUUUCAACAACAUUUCUCUGAAUGGCGACAUGCUCAUGGUAUGCGUUGUUUAGGCAUACCGAAUACAAUACAUUUUGCUCAUGUAACAAAAAUUGAAGAAGCUUUAGCUUUAUGGCAAAGAAUAAGAACAAUGAAAGAAGCUGAACGUUGGCGUCCAGAAGUUGAAGAAGAAUUAGAAGAUUCUGUUGGUAAUGUUGUAUCUCGUAAAACUUAUGAAGAUUUAAAACGUCAAGGUCUGCUUUAGAAACAAAAAAAAUGGAAUCAUUUUUUUAUCCUUGUAAUAUUGUUAUGUACACUUGAGAAAUAUAAAAUUUUUUAUUUUAA
Messenger RNA from Schistosoma turkestanicum, 1727 nucleotides. NCBI's taxonomy places the organism in Eukaryota, Metazoa, Platyhelminthes, Trematoda, Strigeidida, Schistosomatidae. The record is from the annotation of a GenBank genome assembly.